Molecule: messenger RNA, 4132 nt
Organism: Malaya genurostris
Lineage: Eukaryota; Metazoa; Arthropoda; Insecta; Diptera; Culicidae
Product: myoferlin-like
Exons: 17
Coding region: 1-4065 (1354 amino acids)
Biological process (GO): plasma membrane organization
Source: RefSeq, a predicted model, not a curated record
AUGAGCUGCCGUGUAACCAUUUUGCUGAUGAUUUCUUGGAAUCUCGGUAAUUGCAAUCUAGCGUUGUAUUUAAACGUCAUAACACUAAGCGAGAUUUUUCUAGGUCAUGCUUUUCUGCACAAAUGGGCCGUACUGGAAAACCAAUGUGCAGCCUCAUCCGGUGAAGGACAUGGUGGCUUCUUACAAAUGGAUAUAUCUAUAGUAUCGAGAUACCAACGAUCAAUUCCAAUUGAAUUCCCAACGGUGGAUUCUGAUAUAAUCGAGAACAAUCUUCUUGCCCCACUAACGGAUCAUCAAAGCUUGCAACGUGUUCAGUAUUCCAUUAACAUAUUUAGAGGUGAUUUUACGAUGAAAGCCGACUACGAAAUACAAGUUUCCUUUGGAGGAAUUAUGGAUAUACUAACGUCAACUAUUGGCCAUCUCAAAUCAACAUGCGAGAAAGCAUCCACUCCCGACGAACUACGAACUAUUCGCGGUGGAUUUGUGAGUCUGUUAGAAAAUCUAAAAGAAUUAACUCAUGAUGCACAGAAUACAUUCCCCGAGUGUCUACUGUUCAUAGGACCUUCGAAAGGACGCGGAAGCUACAACCAGAAGACAGCGAAAGGAUGCAUUCGUAGUUGUAACAAAACCAAUUUCGACGCUCUCUGCCGGUUGAAUACCAUCGAUUAUAUGCAUAAUUCAGUUACGAUGAGUAACGCUGAUGCUAACGAGACCACUGGCAUGGUGUGGGCCAAACGAUGUUCGAUAUUAGUGCGAUCUUCUUCUUGCCAUCAUUCUUGCGAUCCGGAAUGGUGUGGAUGCAUCUACGCUAAACUGGAUGCUGCAAUCUGUGUUGGAUCGGAGCGGGAUGUUGCCGAAUGGGACAAACAGAGAAAGUUUUCAUUAAUUCACAGUGACAAUAAUAAUGAAGAACUUCAAUGCCGGCAAUCAGCUUUACCAAUAAAAUGCCAAAUCAAUGUGCAUCAAGGAAAGAUUCAGGCUGGUUGCAAUGCUAGUGGAUUGUGUGAACCCAAACUGGUUGUGUUGUUUGAAAACUAUGAGAUGACCACAUCGACGAUUCCGCAGACGCUGGCUCCAUUAUGGAAUGAGAUAAUUGAAUUUCGAAACAUCAGAAUCACAGAGCACUGUAGCGAUUCGCAACCCCAUCCGUUCAAGGUUAUUUUUGUUUUAUUGGACAAGAACAAGCAAAAAUGUUCCCAGAAAUCGAAUGAAAUCAUUGGUAUUGGAUGGGCCGAUUGUACUCUUCGAGGGGACAGCAGCUCAACAUCGGACAACACCGGUGCCAAUAAAAAUAUCCAUUUUCAUCCUGUGACUACACCACUUUCGACAAAAGAUCAAUCGGUUUUGGAUGACACCAUUCAUAGCGUGAAAGUAACAGCCACGGGUAAAGAAAUACUGGUGGAAUCGCCUGGCCAACGCCCUUUAGAAGCACUCAAUAAAUUUCAACGGAAAAAAUGCAGGAAAAAUUCUGCUGCUGACCUGUGGGAGGGGUUCAAUGACCGAAGAGACUAUGUUUUACGGUGGAUCGGAGUCUUUCGAGAGGGACAACGUACGGCUAAUGUACUAAUGUCCAUUCAGUUGACGCAGAUGAUGCAAUGUGAUGAAAAGAUAGUUUCGGCGAAAUUAAUUCAAGGAAUUCCCAAAAAAUUAUUCCCGGAAAUGAACCAGUUCAAUGUUGAAGUACUAUUUGGAGGUUUGAGAGGUUUCAGUAGCAGCAAAACUAUGCCGGGUAAUUUUCAAAUCCAAAUUGUGAUAGGAGAACUCAUUCUCGUCAGUGGACUAUCAAGUAGAAGCUUCGGAAAAUCAAUUAAUUUUUUAGACUCCUACGCAAAAGGAUCGUUGAUGCUUCCUUCCAAACUUGAAUACUGGCCACCAAUGAUUGUACGGCUAAUCGAUUGUUCUAAAUCGAAAGUCGACCGAGUAUUAUGUUCAAACAUAAUCGAAACGUCGAAUUCAUUCCUAUUGAAGGAGAAUUGGCAAUCGAUACAACAUUAUUUGAUUGGCAGCACCGGUGUUCACUACGAUAUUGGCACAACAUAUCUUGAUACGUUUCCGGAAGAAUACCCUCUAAUUGAGAAAAACCAACGAAAAUCUAACUUGACGAAUACAAUCAAACCAACAUUACGUACAAUCAAGGGAAUCGUUCAAAAUAAACUUAAAUUUGCGGCAGAAAAUAUGAAAAGUUCAAUGAAUACUGCAUUUCGACGCGAUUCCCAUGAAACAGAAUAUACCUGGUGGACGAAAUUUUACAACAGUUGCAGUUCCCAUCCAGCCGAUUACAAAGCAAAAUUGAAGAUUUAUCCUUGCGAACUAGAGAAGAUUCCUGCAUUUGAGCAGUUCCAAGAUUGGAGUAUGUCAAUGAAGCUUUUCAAGAAAACCUCCCAAAAUCCUUUGAAAAUAAACGAACCUUAUUGUAACCUGAAGUGCAAAGUAUGGAUAACACCAUCGAAUGGUGAUUCGAAACAAGUUCUGCAAAAUCCUCUAUCUAAUAUUCACUUACGUUCAAUGCCCGCUGUAGUGACGGAGACGCAAGUGAUGGUGAUAGCUUAUAUUGUUCAAGGAGUAAACCUACGGUCUCGUGACAUUUUCAGUCUUUCGGAUGCCUACAUAAAACUGGAAUAUGGUAAAGAGAAAGCUAUUGACCGACCAAACUAUGUUAAGAACCAGUCGAACCCAGUUUUUGGGAGAAGGUUUAUGUUAACUGGCCGAUUACCCAGAGAUCAAUUUUUGAAAAUAUCUAUCAUGGAUCGAGAUACAUGCUCUGCAGAUGACUUGAUUGGAUCCACCGUAAUUGACAUAGAAGAUCGUUUCCGAAGUCGCCACUUCAUGUCGCUAGGCAUACCACAGGAAUUCAAUUCCACGGGAUACAACUCGUGGAGACAUCCCUUGACACCCAGCUUGCUACUGGAACACAUUUGCAGCCGGAAUGGAAUGAUGGGUCCGCAAUAUGUAGGAAAUAUCGUUCAACUGGCAGGUGUAACCUUUCAUGACGAAAGCACAUCGGCAACCACCGAAGACCUUCGCGAACGUCUAGCUUUGGCAGUAUUGAACAACUUCAAUCGGAUACCUAUUUUAGGCUGCCACAUUGUUCCAGAACACGUGGAGACCAGAUCUCUGUUCCACUCAGAUCAGCCGGGAAUUGAACAAGGCAAACUACAAAUGUGGCUAGAAAUUUGUCCCGCUGGAAACCUCCCAACGUUGGUUGAUAUUACUCCUAACCCACCGAAACCCUACGAACUCCGGGUUAUUGUUUGGAACACACUUGAUGUGAUUCUAGAUGAAAAGAACAUGUUCGGGACAAAAAUGAGUGAUAUUUAUGUGAAAUGCUGGUUGCAGGAUGUAACAGAAUCUCAGCUCACAGACAUCCAUUAUCGGUCGUUGGAUGGAGAAGGAAACUUCAACUGGCGAAUGGUGUUUUCACUCAAUUAUUCCAGUGCUGAAACCAUGAUGGUAGUAACGCGUAAGAAAAGUUUCUACGAGCAACUCGAUACCGAAGAAAAAGUUCCCCCGGUGCUCACGGUUCAGCUGUGGGAUAACGAUCUCUUUUCGCGUGAUGAUUUCCUAGGGACAUUGAGUCUAAAUCUGGCACAUUUACCUCGUCCAGUAUCCAACCCACGAAAAUGUAUCAUCGUACCGGCUGUCACCGCAAAGCAGCAAUACAUCAACCUCUUUAGGGUGGAUACUGUUCGAGGGUGGUUUCCGAUUGUUGGCAAAGCGGACAACAAAAUUAUACAAACGGGCAAAAUCGAACUAGAAUUGAAAAUACUAACCGAAGAGGAAGCUCUUUCAAGCCCAGCAGGAAAAGGAAGGAAACCACCACAACCUUUACCAAUGCCUGACCGACCGGACGCGUCGUUCAAUUGGUAUCGCAACCCACUCAAAUCAUUUCGGCUGAUCCUGUGGCCACAAGCUCGUAAAGCGCUUAUCAUCGGCUCAAUACUGGCGCUUAUAGCACUCAUUUGCUACGUCGUUAUAUCUGCUUUGCCCGCCGCCAUCGUCACUAAAGCAUUUUCCAGAAAGGCUUCACUGGAUCGAACAAUCCUAACGGGAGCAGAUGGAGAGUAAGAGGAGUAAAUGUGCAUCGAGUAAUUAUCCACUGUUAUGUACUAUAGCAUGUAUUUACAAGCGUCAA